Messenger RNA from Microthlaspi erraticum, 210 nucleotides. The record is from the annotation of a GenBank genome assembly. Lineage: Eukaryota; Viridiplantae; Streptophyta; Magnoliopsida; Brassicales; Brassicaceae.
AUGCCUCCAAAGCACAGAGAAGUGAAGAUUCAAUGGAAGGAAGCUUUGACGAACGUAGCCAAUCUCCUUGGAUAUCAUUCUGUGACCUGGGGUAACGAAGCUACAAUGAUUGAAGCAAUCGCCAAUGAUGUUUUGAGCAAACUGCUUUUAACUCCAUCAAAGGAUUUUGAGAACUUUGUUGGCAUUGAAGAUCACAUCUCAAAUGAGUGA